UUGUCUUGGUUAAAGAGCUGACUGACAGGUGUUUCCAGGUGAGCCAUGCUGGAGGCUCCGCCCAGCAGAAACUCCUCCCACACCAGCUUUGUGUUUAGAGGUUUUCCUGCGCUGUGGGAACACCGCCACCUGCUGGCGCUGCUCGUCUUCUUCUCCUACCUGUCGGUGCUGCUGGGUAACUUCCUGCUGGUGCUGGUGGUCUGCAGGGAGCGGCGCCUGCACGGCCCCAUGUACUUCCUCAUCUGCGCCCUGUGCGUGGUGGACGUCCUCGUGGUCACCACCAUCAUUCCCAACAUGCUGCUCGGCCUGAUGUUGGACUGGAACCGCAUCUCAUUGGCCGGCUGCCUGAUCCAGAUGUUCUUCACUCACUUCCUGUCCUCGGUGGAGUCCACGCUGCUGCUGGCGAUGGCCCUGGAUCGCUACGUGGCGAUCUGUGAGCCGCUCCGCUAUGCGGAGAUGGUGACCUCGUCCACGCUGCUGAAGCUKCUGCUCUUCAUGCUGGUGCGCAGCGUCUCCAUCAUGGCCACUCUGGUGGCGUUGGCAGGUUCACUGAGGUUCUGCGGCUCCAGCACCAUCCAACAYUGUUACUGCGACCACAUGGCGCUGGUCAGCCUGGCCUGCGGCAGCACAAAGAGGAACCAGGCAGCGGGCCUGGCUGUAAUCAUCUGCUUUGUUGGAGUGGACAUCCCCGUCAUUUUCUUCUCCUACAUGAAGAUCCUCAGCGUGGUCCUGAGGGCGGCAGCAGCUGGCGAGGACCGCCUGAAGGCGUUGCACACCUGCAGCACUCACCUGAUGGUCAUCAUGUGUUUCUACCUGGUGGGCAGCGUCACCUUCCUGUCUCACAACCUGAACAUCCCCAUAGCGACGGACGUCAACACCCUGAUGGGCGUCGUGUACAUCCUGAUCCCGGCGACGGUCAAUCCCAUCAUCUACGGCGUCCGGACCAAAGAGAUCCGAAACGGUCUCCUGAGGCUCCUCAGACUCAGAGAGAAGAAAAUCACAUCUGUGAAGGUUUCACCUUCAGGAGAAACUACACAAAAAACUACAAAAUGUUAACAACUGAUGGGUCAGAUCUUUGUUCUGAAUCAAUCUAAUAAACAACUAACAUAAAACUGUUCUACGAGGAUCCCACAGCCCGGGUUCCUCUGCUGAUCCUGAUCAAAGGUCUUCAUCGUGCUCCAAUAAAACCACCAGCACACAAACUUUCACAUCAGCUACCAAACUUUCUCACAGUUUUUGAGUAAAAACAACAAACACACAGCUGCAAAGGUCUUUUUAUUACAGAUGAGGAGGUCUCUACUACUUUGUGUCAAAAUAAACCACUUUUCAAAUGAAAGUAUGAAGCGAGACGUCAGGGUUUAUAUUCAGAUCUGCAAAGUCUCCCAAAGACCAGACUUGUUCCUAUUCAGCACAAAGAAACUUCAAAGACUUCUGUCAGGUUUAAACUUCCUGUUUUCACAUUCAAAUAAUGUCGAACUAAACUUCAGYCACUUUAUGAUCAGUUCAAAUUUACUGAUGAGAAACACGAAGGAUCAAUAAAAAGUCUGGAGUUAAUCAAUACAUCUGAUCAGUUUACAAAUCWUCAUCAAACAGAUUCUUCAUAGAGAAACCACAGAGGAGAUAAAGAACAAUUAGAAAGUCACAAAUCAUCAUUMAAAUAAAUAUUUAAACACAUCUGGGACGAUGAUGAUGUCAUCAUAAAUUAUUAGUUUUCCUUCAGUACAUCAGCUUCAGAUUCUUUAAAGUAUCAGGAAAUACACUGCCCGGCCAAAACCAAGUGUCCACCUGGAUCUAACCGGGGCUCUUAUUGUGAAAGAGUGGUUCAUUUCCACACAUGGAUCAGCUCCACAGAGUCCACGGAGAAUCUUUGGGAUGUGCUGCAGAAGGUCAGACUCACCAUCACCAAUGCAGGAUCUUGGUGAAGAAUUAAUGCAAAACUGGAUGAAAUAAAUCUGGUGACAGUGGAGAAGCUGAUCCAAACAAAACCACAGAUCAAACUAAACAUGUGACCUUUGUUCUGGAGACAGCUUUYUGUUUGGUCAGGCAGUUUAUAAAAACAAGAAUAAACUGUGAGAAUCCUCAGAGGAGGAAACAUGUGGGCUCAGAAAUGAAAACUAAACAUUUCACUAAACAUGGGACAAAAAUGUCCACAUCAGACCAUCAGAGGUCCACAUCAGACCAUCAGAGGUCCACAGCAGACCAUCAGAGGUCCACAGCAGACCAUCAGAGGUCCACAGCAGACCAUCAG
Messenger RNA from Austrofundulus limnaeus, 2248 nucleotides. RefSeq names its product olfactory receptor 52K2-like. Gene Ontology annotation, cellular component: plasma membrane. The transcript has a single exon. NCBI's taxonomy places the organism in Eukaryota, Metazoa, Chordata, Actinopteri, Cyprinodontiformes, Rivulidae. Gene Ontology annotation, molecular function: olfactory receptor activity; G protein-coupled receptor activity. Gene Ontology annotation, biological process: G protein-coupled receptor signaling pathway. The record is from RefSeq and is a predicted model, not a curated record. Bases 46 to 1056 code for a protein of 336 amino acids.